UUCCCCUACCAAUUGAACGAGAAAAGCUUAAAUUUUGUCUAGGACGGCGGACAAUGGUCAGUUUUCACCAUGAAGCCGUACAUUUUCCUUCUGACUAUUGCAAGUUUAGGCUACCAAGUGCUGUGCCAGGAGACUGGAAGGUCGCUUUUCGGAUUCCCUUCUUUGUUUUCAAAUGGACCUAGCCAACCAGAAGUCACGUACAGAGAGUUGACCGACCUGCCUAACAACCAAAAAGGAUUUGUUAUAACAAAUAGCCAAUAUACGCCUCCCAGUCGGACCAGCCCUCAGCUGACGGAGGAGCAAAGACUUUUUGUCAAAGCUCAGGAUGAUUUUAGAAAAUCGAUCGCUAAAGCGAAUCAGCAGAGGUUUAACGGGGAGGUCCACCCUGCAGAAAUGGUUUUUCAACAGCUACCUAGAGAAGAAGCUUUCGGCCAAAAGGUAUUCAGUACUCAAAACCAACCUCAGCAAAAUUUUGGCUUGAACGUACCAACCCGAAACUCUGAGCCGUUCAGGCCUUCCCAGCCGAUCAACGAACCGGCACACUUUCUUCCUCCUCCACCACCGCCCUUCAUGCAAUUGGACACACCGAAAAACGAACCAGCUCAAUUUUUCCAAAACGUACCCUCGCAAACGUUUAACCACCAGCCUACGCCUAGUCAAAGAGUAGAGACUUUCCUUCCUCCUCAAACGGAACACACUCAGAUUUUCCAAAGAAUACAACCUUCGGCUCAGCAGGUAUCGCCGUCAUUCGUGCAGACUCCUGAGUCUCAAUCCUUUGGUCAGCUCAGGCCGACUCAGCAGACUUUCGUGCAGAACCAACAGGUAGAUACAUUCAAGACUGCUGAUGAACAACCUCGUAGAAGACGGCCCCAGAGGAUCAGGCAGAACUUCGAAUCCCCUGUCGACCAUGCCGUACGCGACAAUCCUCCUGCCCCAGUGCUAACUUCACAAGACGAACUUUUCAAAAAACAGGCUGAAAGCGCCAAAUACUCUUUUCAGUCCUCCGUAGCCGAUGGCAUCAACGAUAAUUCCCAAGUUCGACAAGAGACCAGAGAUGGACUUAAGCUCACAGGACUCUACUCCUAUUCAGAUGGAUAUUUUAAAAGGACUGUCCAUUAUGUUGCUGACGAAAACGGAUACAGAGUUGUUAAGGAAGAGAGUGAACCGAUCGGCACUGGUCCAGUUCACAAUCCAUCAGGGCAGGUCGACGUUCUUACCAGUCAUUCGGGAACCACGCUGCAGUACUCGUUGCAAGGCGAUAGGUUGCCCAAGUACAGGACCAGCACGGUGGCUGAUAAUAGAAAACACUAAAAUUCUAUUUACUAAAAGUCACAAUUAUGUAAUUAUCAACAAUUUCUAAAGUGUUUCCCACCAUGAACCACAUUGGCCAACCACAUUGCCUAUUACUAAGUAAUUUUUUGCACUUGUUAUUGUUAAGUUUUGAAUCAGUAAAUGUUUAUAAUUUUUA
Molecule: messenger RNA, 1468 nt
Organism: Cimex lectularius (bed bug)
Lineage: Eukaryota; Metazoa; Arthropoda; Insecta; Hemiptera; Cimicidae
Exons: 3
Coding region: 70-1311 (413 amino acids)
Source: RefSeq, a predicted model, not a curated record